UUACUUUGUAAAUCUGAAUGGGUUGCCACAGCUCGACCCUUGUAGGGUCCGGACUCGAUAAUCAUGACGUUACCCGCAACGCCAUCAUGAAGGCCGCUGCCAGUAAAAGCCAUGCCCAUCCCACUGUCGUCCAGCGCUCUCGGAUACGUUAUGAGCCGAUAGAGCAGUUUUAUCACUUCGAGAGUCGAGUGAUCGGUAGCGGUUACAACGGUCCGGUCCGGUUGGCUAUAAAUCGGCGAUUAAAUAAGGCCUUCGCGGUUAAGUCAUUUAAGAAGAAGCGCAUCAGUAGCAAGAAAAUGGCUCUACUGAAAAGUGAGGUCGACAUAUACUUACGGUUGGACCAUCCUAACAUCGCACGCUUACAUGAAGUUUUCGAGGAUGACAAAUUUGUUCAUAUCGUGAUGGAAUACUGCAAAGGUAAGGAGCUCUACCAUCGUCUGGUCUCUGAGGAAGGCCAACACUUCUCCGAAUCGGUGGCGGCCGAGACGACUUACCAAAUGCUACUACCGUUGAAGUAUCUGCAUGCACAUAAUGUUGUGCACAGGGAUAUCAAACUUGAGAACUACCUCUACGAUAGUAAAGAUGAGAAUGCUACGCUCAAGCUCAUCGACUUUGGUUUUAGCAAGAUUAUAGAUCCAUCUCGUCGUAUGCACCAAUCUUGUGGUAGCGUAGCGUAUGUAGCUCCUGAGGUUCUGGAGGGCUCCUACACCAACAAGUGUGAUUUGUGGUCGCUAGGUGUUAUCGUAUAUAUGCUACUGAGUGGAUCGCCACCAUUUCAUGGUCCGGAAAGGGAUAUGUUGGUUAGCAUUGAGGAAGGUGAAUACGAAAUGCCCGAGGAAAAGUGGGCGAAUAUUUCCCCUCAAGCUAAAGACUUUGUACGCAGACUUUUGAUACGCGAUCCCGAGGAAAGGAUGUCGGCCUCAGAGGCAUUGCAACAUCCGUGGAUCGUAGGGCGAUCUUCGAAGGUGUGCGGUUCAUAUCAGAUUGGUGAUGAAGUGUUGGAGUCUAUGCGGCGUUAUGCGGCGUGUUCGCACUUCAGGAGAGCUGCUAUGUGUAUGAUGGCGUACAGCCUCACCAGUGACGAGAUAAGCGAUUUGAAGUUUCAGUUUUGGGCGUUGGACACGGAAAGAAAAGGAGUUAUUAAACUGUCUGAUAUGGUUGAAGUGAUGAAAGGGAAGUUGGACAUCUCCAAUAGGGAGAUUGAGCACAUGUUUAACGUCUUGGAUCAGUCUGGUGAUGGCGAGAUAGAAUAUUCAGAGUUUGUCGCUGCUAUGCUAUUGAAUCGAGUAAAGUUUCACGAAGAUUUGGUACGGGAUACUUUCCGGGCCUUUGAUGUUAAAGGCACUGGUAAAUUGAAUGUUAAUGAUGUAUUGGCUAUCUUGGGAAAAGACGCAGAGGACGCGGAAGAGCUCUUCCGGGAGGGCGAGGUUGACGAGAACGGCGAGAUUGAUUAUGAGAAGUUUUUGAGGGCCCUCAGAUUAGAAAGGGAUGAUACUGAUUCCAAUCACUUACGGUUGAAGUCGAUUGGUAUGGUGGUUGACUCAGCAGUGGCGUCUCGUCCUCAGAGUGAGCAGACUAUUGGUAGGAAAAUGUCUAGGAUUAAGAGCAUCACUGAUGCAUUGCCGCCGACGGCACUAUUCGAACAAUAUGAGGGCACUUCUGAUCGUCUGGCGAUACCUGAUGAAAUCUCGUAUAAGAAGCCUUAUGGUAUAUCGGAUGCUGCUAGACAGGAAUCAGCACGGUGUUCGGAGGCACCCACUGUUACUGGAGUGUCAUCUGAUGAGCUUUACUCAUCGCAGAUCUCCAAGGAAGGAGCGGAGACGCGGUCACCUGGGAAGGCUGCUGUUGUUAAUGGAGUAGUUGGAUAGUGUACACUUAUACGACCAUUCAUUGUAUUCUACUCUUCUAUUGGAUAUCAUCAAUCCUGUUGUCCUGUUCUGGCUAGUGUCGUACAGGAAUACGUAUCUUUUACACUUGUUAUUAGUCUUAUUGGUUUCGUCUGAGUUGAUAACAACACUUAUCUAUGAUAUUCAGUGUAGUGGAGGUAGUCUGAGAGGUUUUUACCGGUUUUGUCUUUGUAUAAACGUUAUCGGAAUAUACACUGUAUGUUGCUCCUGAGAGCAAAAACCGCGAUCGUCAUUUUCUAUUUGGUGGACAUUUAGAACUAUCGUAUUGGUUUGUUUGCCAACUCUGGAAAUGAU
Molecule: messenger RNA, 2201 nt
Organism: Perkinsus marinus ATCC 50983
Lineage: Eukaryota; Perkinsozoa; Perkinsida; Perkinsidae
Product: calcium-dependent protein kinase, putative
Exons: 1
Coding region: 18-1868 (616 amino acids)
Biological process (GO): protein autophosphorylation; intracellular signal transduction; peptidyl-serine phosphorylation
Cellular component (GO): cytoplasm; nucleus
Molecular function (GO): calcium ion binding; calmodulin binding; ATP binding
Source: RefSeq, a predicted model, not a curated record